GCUCUAGGUGAACGAUCUCAGGUUCAAAAAAGAGCAAACCAUAGUCUCGGUCCUUGUACAAAACCAUGGUGAGAUGGUGGCUUGCAACUUCCUUUGCAGUGUGCCUGGCACAUGCGGCGCAUGAGCAUCAUCGGGAGGAUGCUUUGCACGGACAUGGGGCACAUCAUGAAGGCCAUGAUGAACACGAAGCUCACAGACAUGGCCAUGGGCAUAAAGCUCACAGCCAUGGUGAAGUCCCUCCAGCGGCAUCUCCAAGUCCAGCAGGCCUGCGAAGCCUCCUGUCAUGGCUCACCGCACAGCCCUGGUGGGUGUCGGCAUAUGUGUGUGCUUUUGGCAUGAGCAUCAUCAGCUUUGCAGGCGCUGCUUUGAUGAUCCCCUUGCAAGUGCGUAGGAUUGCAGCCAUGGUGGAAUACUCUAGCUUGACCUUUGCAGCCACGGUCUUGGUGGCCGACGCCUUGGUCCACCUGCUGCCGCAUGCGCUGGAGGGAGCUGACCAUGAGACCAUGACCACCGUGGGGAUCGCAGCGACCGCUGGUUGCCUUGCGAUCAUGAGCAUCCCAGAACUGGUCGAAUGGCACCAUGGCCAUCGCCACGAGAAGAAGAGUGCAGAAGAUGCAGAAGGUCAGGAACCGCACGUGCACGCCUAUGGCAUUGCCAACCUUGUCACUGAAAUGCUCCACAACUUUGUAGAUGGCAUUGGUUUGGGAAUGGCAUGGAGAGCAGGUGCAUCCUCAGGCUGUGCCACCGCCCUGGCUGUAGCUGUGCAUGAACUACCUCAGGAGAUUGGGGAUUUCAUGGUGCUCCGCGCUGCUGGCUUUCCGGUGGGCCAACUCCUUGGUUGGAACUUUUUAGCUUCACUGACCUGCCUCGGCGGGGUCGGACUGGUCCAUGUGCUGGGCCAGACGGACUGGGCAGCCGUGGUCCAGCGCUACACGACCGCCUUCACAGCGGGAAGCUUCCUGGCGCUCGCACUGAACAUGGUGUUCCCCCAGGUCUCCCAAACGAUCCAUCAGCACCACCCCAGUGCCGUCGCGCGGUUCUGGGCCAAUCUGCUCUGUUUGGCCAUCUCGGUGGCGGCGAUUUGGACGUUGGUGUGGAUUGGGGAGUUUGAGGGUGGCCACGAACACGGCCACGGUGCUUCUCACGGACAUGCGCAUGGACAUGAACUCUGAAGCUGUCACUCUGCCUUGGUGGGAAGGCAC
Durusdinium trenchii is the source of this 1202-nucleotide messenger RNA. The record is from the annotation of a GenBank genome assembly. Lineage: Eukaryota; Dinophyceae; Suessiales; Symbiodiniaceae.